This is a messenger RNA of Mycotypha africana, 1587 nucleotides long. RefSeq names its product CRAL-TRIO domain-containing protein. Bases 117 to 1133 code for a protein of 338 amino acids. The transcript has 6 exons. The record is from RefSeq and is a predicted model, not a curated record. NCBI's taxonomy places the organism in Eukaryota, Fungi, Mucoromycota, Mucoromycetes, Mucorales, Mycotyphaceae.
GAUGACUUUAAGAAUUUUUCUGUUUAUUAAAUAAAGACAUUUUUUUCAUUUACUUUCUUUCUUUUUGCUUUCCUUGAUCUAUUCAUGUAAAACAUACCCAUAACGAAAGAUAUAUUAUGGGAGUACCUACCACAUUAGAAGAACGUCAGCAAUUAUUAGACGAAUUCAAACAGACCCUUCCGCCAACUGUAGUCAAAGAUUUACCAGAAUAUUUACUACUUCAAUGUUUGGAUGGUAAUUUAUGGAAUUUUAACGAUGCCAAACAACAAUUGCUUGAUACGGUUGAAUGGCGAACAAAGAUGGGAGUCGAUGAUCUGCCCGUAGCCACUAAAUACAACCGUUUGCCUGUUCUCAUGGCAUGUAGAGGGUAUCGGCAUAUAGAGGACACUAAUUUUACUGUUCAGCCUGGUAUAUCAGAAAGCACGAUUCGAAUUCUUAAUUAUGUAGGCGGAGACUGCUUUCACAAAUUUGAUAAAGAAGGACACCCUAUUUUGAUUGACAGAACGGGAUAUCACGAUGCCAAACAUUUAGGAAGCCAUGUCACGUCAGAAGAGAUCACGAAUUAUCAAGUAGCAGCCAAUGAAUUCUUGAAUCGAGUCAUCAUGCCUGAAGCAACUGAAAAAGCAGGCCAAUCGAUUCAUAGCGAAACCAUUAUAUUUGACUGCACUCAUAUGAGCCUCAGACAAUUUCAUAUGAGCGCCAUGUACCAUCUGAAAGCAAUAGCAGAUAUCGUACAGCACUAUUACCCAGAGACGUUGCAUCGCUUAUUCGUCGUCAAUGCGCCGUCAGCCUUUGUAGUCAUGUUUAAAGUCAUUCGGCCUUGGUUGAAUCCUCGGACGUUGGAGAAAAUCCAUGUUUUGGGUAGUGACUAUCAAUCGGUGCUUUUAAAGUACAUUGAUCCAGAGAAUCUACCAGAGUUCCUCGGCGGUCAAUGUCAAUGCAAACACAUGCCUGGAGGCUGUGUUCCUAUCCUUCCUCAAAAGUCGAGCGACAAAUUCCAGGCGACGGCCGACAAUGAGAAAGUCGCCACUGUAUAUAAUACAGAUAUUAUGCAAGCUGCGUUGAAAGACAAGAGCCUAUCCUCAUUGCUGUCGGAGGAUGAAAUAAAAGCAAUGGUAGGCUCUUCUGGAUAAGCCCUAUUUUUGUAAACUCUUGUGUGCCAAUAAAAACACAAAGAAACACUUGUCCAUGUAAAAAGUCGAUCCAUCACUUUAAUGGGGGGGAAAGGGGGGAAUGCAAAUGAAGUAAAAAAAGAAGAGCAAUAAAUUUCCCUUUUUUAGAAAGGAUCUCUCUUUCUGUCAUGAAUAUGACUUUACCAAAAAAUCUUGGGUUGUUUCGAUGCGUUAUCUGUCAUUCAACAACAAUGAAUCUAUCGAACAAAGCCUUUUUUUUUCCGUAUAUAAGGAAAUCAAGCAGCAAGCUGAUCAAAGAGUUACUUAUCAUCGCAUCCGAUUUCCUGUCUUUAUCGGCAAUAGAUGAGAACCGUAUCCGCGAUGGAUCACUUGAGAUUUCUAGAAGCAUGUCGAUGCUAAAAACCUCAUUUUAGGAUGUUGAUUAUUCUAAAAAAAACCAAUUCGGAAACAUCAG